GCAGAUUUUCACACGAAGUCCCAAAAAUUUGCCUCUCAUGUCGAUUUCCGUGACUCUUCCCGGCUUUGCCUCUUUUGACUUCACGGGUGGAACGGCUGGCGACGUCGUUCGGAGGGCGCAGCAGCUUUGGCCCACUUCGCUGUGGCAUGGCAAUCAGCUGGUCUCGUGUGGAUGUCAUCAGCUGAAACCCGACGACCUCGUUCACCUCGGUCCGCUGGUCCUGGCGAACUACUCGGAGCUCAGCCAGGAGGAGCCUUGCUACAUCCGAGAUACAGCAGAGCGAGGGAUCACGUUGCACCAGCUGCAACGAAUCGUCAUGUUGAUUUCGAGAAUGGCCGAUAGCUGGUGCGAAACAUAUGGCGAUCAGGACGGAUGCUCAUUGGACUUGAGUAGCUUCAACUUGUACCACGCGAAUUCUUGGAUCAUCAAGCCAGCCACUGAAGGCUUUCACGAGCAUGGAUGUAGCAUGGUGGAGAUCAUGGCAGUCAAAGUGCAGAUACCAAGCUGGUUUGUGUCCCAUGCUUGGAUCGAGCCUGUCUGCAAGUUCUUAGCCUGUUUGGAGCAACAUGCUUUGAUCCGUGAGCUGCCCACUAGCACUGCCUACUGGGUAUGUGCCUACGCAAACAAUCAGCAUUGUGUAGCGGAGGAUAUCAAGAGCAAUCCCCGCAAUACCUCAUUCUACCGGGCCAUGCAGAUGUGUCAAGGAGUGCUUUUAGUGCUUGACUCAGCUGGGACACCAUUUCAAAGAAUCUGGUGCUGCUUCGAAGAGUCCAUUGCCAUCGAGCAUAGAGAGAACAGUUGGUCCAGACGCCGCUUGUUGCUGGAUGUCGGCGCAACAGAUGCACAUGGCAAAGCACAUGUGCUGACCGACGGCCUAGCAGGAGUGGAGAGCCGUAUGACCUGCAUUGUGGGCGCUUAUCGGAAGGCCGUGAGGGAAAAAGAUUUUCCGGUAGAUCUUUUGGAACUGGGCUUGAAGGUGAAGAUCGAGGAAGCCAAAGCUACUGAGCAGAUCGACAAAACACGCAUACUGAACAGCAUCGCGUUUCCUCGUAUUGGAACCAGUGAGCUGCAAGAUCCACAGUCCAGUCCAAUUGGUCAUCCUAAUUUUCAGCAAGUGGACAAAGCUCUUGCUUCACUCUUUGCCUUGUCGAGUUGGUAUGGCUUCAUUUUGCAAGGUCGAGAUACAGAAACGCUGGCAAGAGCUUUGAGUGCAGAUCCGGGCAGAACGCUUGUGCAGCUGUCAUUCACUGGUUGUCCACGAUUUUCGGACGAUGAGCUUCAGGUUCUGAUGAGCAACUUGCCAGGUGACUUGCGAAUCUUGCGAUUGAAUCUGGGUUUUUCGGGCAUUGAGACCUUGGACGCCUUCAGCAGCAGCCCAUGUUUGCGGUCCUUGGUUGAAGUGAAGCUGCGCUUUACAGGCUCCGCGUCACUUCGGAGCGUUGCAGGUCUUGGAGUGGCUCUGAAGGAGAUGGAGAAGCUCCUUUCUUUGGAGCUCUGGUGCACGGAAUUGUGAAAUGUCCUUGACAUAGAUUCUCAUGGUUCAAACAGAAAGACAGAAGGGAAAAACGACCAAGAUGCCUUAUUUAGGAAAGCGUUUUUCUUCAAGUUAUCAUCAGAAGUGAAUGUUUGGCCAAAGAGACUCCACCCUGGCAGGUUCAUGAACCUAUCCCUUCUGGAUGACUUUGGAUCUCUCAGCU
Messenger RNA from Durusdinium trenchii, 1697 nucleotides. The record is from the annotation of a GenBank genome assembly. Lineage: Eukaryota; Dinophyceae; Suessiales; Symbiodiniaceae.